CCAGAUUUCAGAUCCAUAAUGCACUAACCCAAAACCCAUUGCUCUGAAAUCUAAAUCUUUCAGCUGCUUAAGAAUCCAGCUUGAGUUUUGGUGCUAAAGGUGGAGUGUUUCUAGUUUUUCAGUCACGUAUUUGGAAAUAUAAUCUGUUUUGGUAACUUACCUGCCAGAAACUGAAACUGAAAAAGGGGUUUUACUUUUUUUGGGGUUGGGAGAAUCUAAGGGACUGAAGCUUGUUCUGCAGGUGUUUUAAAGAGGGCAUAUAGGUUGAAAUCUUGAAGAUAUUCAGGAUGUUCAAGCUGUCUCCUCGCAGGAGCCCGAGAUCUAAAGGUUUUAAGGUGAAGCAUGUUCUACAAAUAUGUAUUUUGGUGGGUGUCUGCAUCUGGCUUCUUUACCAAGUCAAGCAGUCUCAAGCCAAGAAAGUACAAUUGGCUACAAGCAUGAAGGAUGGGGAUAGAAUUGUAAAGCUGGGAAGAAAGGACCUCAACCCUCUUCGGGAGGUAACUGUGGUAGAGGAUGCAAGGCAUAAGGUGGAUGAUGAUGAAGAUGAAAACAGGAAUGUGGAAGAGCCAAUUAAACCUGAAGAGAUUGGUAAUGUAGGAGGAGGCGGUGGAGAAGAUCAGGGAAAUGAAAAUGGGCAGCCAAAAGUUAAAGAGACAACGGAUGAUCAUGUGGAUUCAGGAGAAGGAGAUAAAGCAAUGGAAGUGACAAGGGAAACUAGUAAUGAGGAGAGCACUGGGAAUGAAAAUGAAGAGAUCAAGGAUGAUGCAGAUGGAAACACAAAAAAUGAAGAUGUCAGAGAGAAUGAAACUGAGGAAAGCAAUGAAAAGGUAACUGAAGAGGUUAAAGAGAAAGAAAGUGAAGAGGGGAAGGAGACUGAGGAAAGCAAUGAGAAGGUAACUGAAGAGGUCAAAGAGAAAGAAAGUGAAGAGGGGAAGGCGACUGAGGUAAGCGAUGAGAAGGUAAUUGAGGAAGUUAAAGAGAAAGAAAGUGAAGAGGUAAAGGAGACCGAUGCCAAAGAAAAAGAAGAUGAAGAGGUGAAGGAAAAUGAAGAGACCAAGAUGGAAGGAACAUCAGAGGAGAGUCAGGGGGAGGUUGAUAAAGACGAGGGGGAAGAGCACAAUGUGACCGAUAAAGAAAAGGAGGCAGAAGAAAAGGAAGUUGAAAAGAUUGAACAGGUGAUUUUGUCUGAUCGUCGGGUUCAAGGUGUAGGUGCAAAACAUAAUGAGGAGGCAAGACAAGAGCCUUACAAGGCUGAUGAUGCUUCCAGUGCUGUGGCUCAUGAAACUCAAAAUGUAUCAGCUGAUAAUGAAGAAGGUGGUUCAGGAAACACUAAAGAAUCAGAGCAGUCAGUUGACAAAGAGAAGCAGGAGUUUCAGCACGAAAAGAAUGCAGAUAACACUGUAGUGGAUAAUGACCAAAACAAGUCGGUCUCUGCCGUAACCGAAGUGGUUUCUGAGGAGAGUAAUCCUUCCGAAACAGGGAAAGCUUCCAAUUCCAGUUCAACUCUAGCCACAGAAUCAUUAGAGCAGCAGCAAGCGGACACCAAAAAGGAUGUCUAUGCUCAGCAAAAGGUUGUCAUAGAGCAAACUGAGAGAUCUGAUGUAGCUGCUAACAGUGAGCAACAAGACUUCGGCAACACAGCAUCCACAACAACUGAGAAGGGAGAUACAACUAAUGUCGAUAAUCAGACUGUCGACUCCAAUACAUCUGCACAAAAAGAGAACGAUUCUGCCUCUUCAGAGAUGAACAUCGUUCAAAAGACAAACAGUGACUCCGUGGAAAAAGGAACACAAGAAAGUACCUUAUCUCAGAAGACAAAUAACAAUGUGGAUUCUGGUGCUGAGCAACAAGUUGAUUCUUCUAGUUCCCAAGAGCAGCAAGAGAAAGAUGUAUCCUCAAGUACAGAUAACAAAUCUGAAGCAGGCAAGAAUGAAAAUGACAGUGCUGUUCAGAACAACACAAAUGGCAAUGCAGAGGGCAAUAGCAAUACGGAUGCAAACCAAGGAGAAUCAGUUGAUUCUUCCAAUUCUUCUGUAUCAGAAGAGAAAGAGGCAUCUCAAAACACUGAUAGUAAUGGUGAUUCUCAACAGAAAGAGAAUGAGAAUGUUGUUCAAAGCAAUACUGAUGACAGUGCAGAUGUGGGCCAAAAGGAAUCAGUUAAUACUUCAGUAUUCUCAGACACCAAUGCUGAAACUGGCAAUACUCAAAAUGAGAAUGUCACUCAGAGCAACGCAAAUGGAAAUGUUGUUCAGAGCAACACAAAUGUGAAUGUUGUUCAGAGCAACCUUAAAGAGAAUGAGGCUGCAGGAGGAGGAGAAUCUGGUAGUGCUCAGAAGGAAAAUGAAGCUUCGUCAAGCAAAAAUGAUAAAACUGAGGCGCAGAAUGUCAAUGUUGAUUCUACAAAUUCGUCACUCCCUGAAGAAGAAAAAGAGGCUCGGAUAGACCUGGACACUUUGCCAGAAGGCAAAGUUGAAGUGCACAACAAUGAUGCUGCAGAGUAACACCUUUGGUCAGUGUUUAUGACCACGCCUUUAUAUCAUUUUGUUUUUCCAUCUAUUUCUUCCAAGUUAAUUAGGCAUAACUGUAAUGUUCUUUGUUCAUUAUAUUUCAUUGUGAUUAUAGUGCUAAAGAUUAAAUACCAAUGAAGUUUUUUAAGGUGCUGUUUGAGUUGUAAGUUCAACGUUCUGAGAAUGCGCGAUUUGGAUGCGGUUU
This is a messenger RNA of Argentina anserina (silverweed cinquefoil), 2712 nucleotides long. RefSeq lists its product as uncharacterized. The record is from RefSeq and is a predicted model, not a curated record. Lineage: Eukaryota; Viridiplantae; Streptophyta; Magnoliopsida; Rosales; Rosaceae. The transcript has 3 exons. Bases 288 to 2501 code for a protein of 737 amino acids.